This is a messenger RNA of Echinococcus granulosus, 3696 nucleotides long. RefSeq names its product Tensin. The record is from RefSeq and is a predicted model, not a curated record. Lineage: Eukaryota; Metazoa; Platyhelminthes; Cestoda; Cyclophyllidea; Taeniidae. The coding region runs from base 1 to 3696 and encodes 1231 amino acids. The transcript has 16 exons.
AUGCGGUUUGCAGUCGCGCGUGUACAGCGUGGUGUGGCGAUGCGUGCGGGUGCCGGUGCGCCAGACCUCCUUCUUCCCUCCCUCUCGGUGACUCACUUUCCCGGGGUGACUCACCGAACCCUCGGUCCACCUGUCGCACCUUUCGGCACCCCCCAUAUGAUCCGCCCACCUUGUACAAUGCAACUCAGAAGCUAUCGUCUACAGCUUCACCAACCGGCCUCAGAACGCUCUACCCCGACGAUAAUCGAGGAACAGGAGGCAGAGGAUUUUGAAGAGGCCGAGUAUCGUCAGUUGCAACAAGAAGGAUACAAUUUCUCCCAGCACCUAGUGGGCAAUAGUGGCGUCAUGUCUACCACCGCCACCACACAGGAUCUGGACCAGCUGCUGGAGGAGCUUCGACGAACCAGUUUGGACUACUCCUCCACCUCCACCCGUUCGACCGCACCCCACCCUAAUGGUACUCACUCCUCCCGUCUCUACUCCGGCUAUCAGCGCCCCAAUUUCACCGAGUCUAGCGGUGGUAGCACCGCUGGAAGGUACUCGGCACGCUCCUACUCCUUCACUGGGAGUGGAGGCAGCCGUCCAGGUGGAAGAUGGACUAACACUUCCUCUUCCACCUCCUCGAGUUACCAAAGAUCGCAGGCCUACUCCACCGAGCGUGGAAUGGGUGAAAAGCGAGGAACAACGACAGGGGAGGGUGGUGGAUUUGUGCGCCAUGCGACACCCGCGCCACAACUCUCCUCGAGUCAACAGCAGCGCUACCAAACAACUUUCCGAACUACUCUGCAGCACAGACCACCGGUUUCGCCAAAGUGGUUUAAUCAGAUCAAUGUCACUAUUGAUCCGGAGUUUGGGACGGCCUCGUCCUCAAUGGUAUCAGACAAUCGCGGUUACUUGACACCGUCUGUGUCGCGUGCUCAACAGACAUCAACGACCGCACCAAUGAACGAUAGUUCAGAAAUGAUGAGUUAUCGCGAGCUUCAAUUGUUGGAGGAGCUCUCCAGCGCUCGUCAGGAGCUAGCAAUGCUAAAACGGGCCAGCAGUGUGAUCGAAGAACCUAUACAUAGACUUCCACCGCCCUCCACCCUCCCAACACAGCGUAGAGCCUUCCAACAACACCAUGAAAAUGUAGAGAUGUUCUCCAAUCGACAUCAGGCACAUUACCAGUCGCAUCACGAUAUUCAACAAGGGUCAAAUUUCUAUCGACCCUACGGACGCUACGAGAGCAUGAGUAAGAGAAUGCACACGUCGGUUGAGGUUUAUUCCAAGCUGCCUCCUCUAAAUUCGCGACAACGUGCUGCCACGACCAAGGGUCCGUUGAAACCGCGUUACUCAAAGGAUCAGCACCACGACCACAAGAAUGGUAUUUGCGAUUAUUGCUGGAAUUUAGACGUCCCACGCACGCCCACACUUCUGGAUGAAACGUCGGCAGGAUUGUCAGACAACCCCUUCACCGAAGAUGACGAGGAAAUUGAUGAUGGAGCAUUCAGCGAUUCAUCAUUGAGCAGUUGUUUAGACGAGGAAGACAUUCCAUAUAGCUAUGGUCCUGCCAGCCGCGAAGAUGGUUCUUUUGAAAAGCCUUACAAAAUGACAGAUAUGAGACGCACUUCAAUUCCAGUGGAGUACUCAGGAUUCGCUUUUGGAGCGCCUAAACGUGCAAUGAGUUCUGCAAACGUAACGACUAAUCAAUCUUGGAAUUAUCGGAAUGGAAUGAUGUCAGGUCCACAAAGUCCAGCACCGGGUUACUCAUCAAUUCGGUCUAUUGGAGGCAGUAUGCGAAGUGGUGGAAUGCUUUCUAACUCUCAAGGCUACUCGGCACGACGGGAGCGUCUGCGUCAGGAGGCUGAACAGGCUGAGGCACUGCGACAGAGCACUCAACGCAUCAAUCAUGUCUCUGCCGCAUCUUCCAAUGAUCUGCGCUCCACUUCUCUCCAUCAGCAACGUAGACAGCACUACCACUCAAUGUCAACCAUCCAGCCCGAGCGCACAGAAUUUGAAGAGAUCGAAACGGUGACACUGCAGCCCAUUGGUCGAGGUGUUCAAGACCUCAGUUCGAACAUGGGGUCCACCGCAACGUUGAACAGAAGCACUAGACGACCUGUUGCAUCAUCAAUGCUUGAAGGUCUCAACAGGACGGGUAAUUACACAGGCGCUCGUCAACAAAGGGUCAAUAUGGCGCCAUUUGCUCAUCAGACGUCUGCUAUGGAUAUUCCUCAGACGAUGUCCGCUAAACCACAACGUGCGGCCUCAAACUCCUUCCUUUCUUCUCUGCGGCGCCAUUCAGCUGGAACCGUGAGUGAAGCGAGUAGUUUCCAACAUCAUGUGGCCACUACUAAAUCCACCAACCUUGCCACACAACAAAUUCGUCACCAACAGCAGCAUCAACAGAACCAUUCACAACUGCUGCAAACGAGUCAACAGGGCUCGAAGUACGUCCCCGUGCUGCAACAGCAGCCACAACCACAGCCACAACAACAGUCAGUGUUGUUCCAGAGUCAACAGCAGCAAUGCCAGCAACGCACCAGGAACGAUGUUGGAUGGCCUAGCCAACAAAACAGCACCUCGAGCACAUUGACUCCAAGUGGACCUGCUGAUCUCGCUCUUGUAGAAGCCACGUCACCUGUCUGGUAUCGUCUCAAGAUUUCUCGACAGGAGGCCAUUUCGAUCCUCAAAAACCAACCUCCCGGCAGUUUCCUUGUUCGUGAUAGUACUACCUUCAAGGACGCCUAUGGAUUGGCUGUCAAGAGCACGAAACCGCCAAGCAAAACGGGACAAAAGUCAGACGACAUCAAUAACGACCUGGUUCGCCACUACCUCAUCGAAACGGUUACCACACCUAAUCGAGGGGUUCGAAUCAAGGGCUUCAGCGCGGAGCAGGUCUUCCCCAAUCUCCUGGCUCUCAUCCAAUAUCAUACACAGUACCCGGUCGCGCUACCUUGCUGCCUUGUACUGCCACCAAUUCCUCCCAGCCAGACCGGUGCCGUUAUCACUUCUAGUAACUCCACUUUCGUGCGAAAUGGCACAGGAAGUGGAAGCGGAACUGGGAACGGGGAUUCGGAUUCGGUGACUCUGGUGCAGAACAGUGGUAUCCGCAGUUUGGAUCAGACACCCGUGAGCUUUAAUGGAAACGCCGUAGUCACUGAGACGUUGGAGGCUCCGCCACCAGCGAGAAGUAUCACUUCACCGCUUUCUCCUACUGCAGGGAUGUUCCAUAGCGAAUUGCUCAGCCCUCCACCAAGUAUUUCCUGUAGAUGCCUCCACCUCGGUGCAGUGGAGGUGGAUGCAAGUCAAGAGCAGGCGAGCCUGAUGCAAGCAGUGGACACCCUGGUUCCGGGGUCCGUGCUCCAGGCCGCUACGUGUGAUCAGAUGGGCGCAGAAAGCCCUGUUCAGUACACCGAGUGUCAACUGCAGGCCGCGCACAAUGAGGGCAUACUCCUCACCGAUCUCUCGCGCAAACUCUUCUUUCAACGACACUUCCCUGCCAACAGCUUUAUCUACGCUGGCGUCGAUCCCCGCGACAAAGCUUUUAUUCAUCCAAACCACUCAGCUUUGGGUCUGGAUAAGCCAAAGCUUUUCGGCUUCAUUACAAAGAAGCUGGGUGGUGAAUACAUGAUCCAAGUCUUCUCUGAAUUCGACGCCAACUGUAGCGCAGCCGCAGUUACUGCACAAAUCAAUUCACUCCUCCUCAAUAAGUGA